GGCCAGGACCAAGCUUUUGAGAGAGGCACUUUGGCAUGUUAAUAUGAUGUAAACUACCCUUGUACUUGGCUCAAACUCCGAAGGCUCAUGUCUGGGAACUGCACUGUGAUAUUUGCCUCGCUGCUCGCGUCCCUGGGCGCCUUCUUGUUUGGCUUGGACAUCGGAUACAUCGCUCCGAUCCUGGAAUGCUGGUCCUUCAAGCGUGAUGUGGCGCAGCUGCCGGAUUGGGAGGACCCGAGCUCCAAGAUUCCCAGCGGCACCGCGGGCUUCGUCGUGGGGGUUUUCUCCAUCGGCUGCAUUUCUGUGUCCUUCCCCUUGGUGAGCAGCUACUUCCUCGACACCUGGGGCCGCAAGGACUCCAUCCAGCUGGGCAGCUUGGUCUUCUUGCUGGGCUGCUGGGUCCAGGCCCGCGCCAACUCGCUCUUCGCCAUCUGCCUGGGCCGGCUCAUCUCGGGUUGCGCGGUGGGUUUGCUGAGCACCGUGGUGUCGUUGUACCAGAGCGAGCUGGCGCCCAGCCACCUCCGCGGCAACCUCACCUCUCUGUACCAGUUCAUGAUCACCCUGGGCAUCCUGGUGGCGGCGGCCGCCGACAUCCCACUCGUUGGGCGCGAGGACGGCUGGAGGUACGCCAUCUUCUUGCAGGUGGCGCCGGCGCUUGUGCUUCUGCUGGGCAUGUUUCUGCUGCCGCGGUCGCCCCGGUGGCUGGUGCAGCGCGGCCGCACGGAGGAGGCCCUCGCGGUGCUGCAGCGGCUGAGGGAUGAAGCCAAGGCGCAGGAGGAGUUCAAGGAGAUCCUUGCCAGCUGGCAGUCCAGCUCCGGCGAAGGCAGCUGGCAGGACAUGAGCCAGAGGACCAGGCAGCUGCUGGCGGUGGGGGUGGCCCUGCAAUUGCUGCAGCAGCUGGUGGGCAUGAAUGCUUUCAUGUAUUUCGGCCCCAGGAUCUUCCGGAUCUUGCAGCUGGACGAGAACCGGCUGCAGGCCUUGAACAACGGGGUGAACUGCAUCAGCACCUUGCCCGCCCUCUUCCUGGCCGACCGCUGCGGCAGGAGGAGUCUUUUGAUUUGGGGCGCUUCUGGCAUGAUCCUCGCCUGUUGCACCAUGGGUGUUCUGGGGAUCACUGGACCUCCGGGCAAAGAGAUGGGGGUCAAGGCGCAGGCCACAGUAGGGGCGGUCUUCUUUUUCGUGAUCAACUUCGCGUAUGGCUGGGGCCCAAUUGUCUGGGUCUACUGCGCGGAAAUCUUCCCGCUGCAGCACCGCAGCAAGUGUGUGGGGCUGACCACCAUGUCCAACUGGCUCGGGAACUUCCUCAUCGCUCAGGUGUCGCCUGUCCUUCUGGAAAGCUUGGGCUUCGGCUCCUUCUUCGUUUUCGGCUUCUUCUCCCUGGCAGCGCUGCUGUUGGCGUGCUGGCUGCCAGAGACCAAGGGCAUCGCCCUGGAAGACAUUCAGUCUUUGUUUGACCAGAAGUUCGGAGAGCCACAAGCGCACAAGCCAGCCCCAGCCGCGCACGUCCUGGGCAACAAGACAUCUGGGUUGAUUUGAUGGCACAGCUGGGACAAAGGCUUGGAGAAGUCGGGGUGUCGAUCGGCUUUAUCCCGAAGCCGGGCGAAUCUGGUCGUCGCUGUCGUUGGCGGCUGGCAGCCUUCUGCCGUGGCACGGCCGGCCGACAGCCAGGGUGACUCGUGGGUGAAGCGACGUGCUCUCCGAGGUAGCCAGUCCACAAGCCUGACCCAUGGAUGCCUUCAUGGAAGAAAGCCGCAAGAGGAGCCAAGAGGAAAGUCGCCUCUUCACAAAGUGAAGACAAAAAUACACGAACUGCCUUCAGACUGGCCUUCUUUUGAGCCGGAAAGCGUUGCACUGCUUUGCAGUGAGCUCAAGUACAAGAAGAUUGCUUGGGAGGAAAAGCGACGCCCUGUCAAGCAUGCAUUGGGAAC
Molecule: messenger RNA, 1928 nt
Organism: Effrenium voratum
Lineage: Eukaryota; Dinophyceae; Suessiales; Symbiodiniaceae
Source: the annotation of a GenBank genome assembly